Rhizophagus irregularis DAOM 181602=DAOM 197198 is the source of this 645-nucleotide messenger RNA. RefSeq lists its product as uncharacterized. NCBI's taxonomy places the organism in Eukaryota, Fungi, Glomeromycota, Glomeromycetes, Glomerales, Glomeraceae. The record is from RefSeq and is a predicted model, not a curated record.
AUGCACCUCGACUCCAAUGUUUCCAGCUCUAGACAAAGCUUAGAUUCACCCUUCAAUGUCAAGGAUCUGGUUCGUAAUCCAAAUUUUUCUUUGGAUAAAGUGCGAACGUUGUUUGCGGAAUAUGAAGAUGAAAAUAAGAUGAAAAUCGAAGAUGAAAUAAUCGAGGAUAUAUAUACACAGACAAAUGGGCAUGCUGGUCUUGUUUGUCUAUGCGGGCGUGCAAUCGAAGACAACUUGAUCAGUAAAAUAAAAGGUGACCGAAUCCUAAGCCAUGGGGUUUGGGUGCGUUUCAAACUCAUUUCAUUAAUGGAUGAGAUUGCUCAGUACCAAACGUUUAAAAGAAUAAUUAAUUCUCUCUUGGACUCCAGUGCUAUGACUGCAGUGAGAUUUUUCCGUGAUUAUUUUCUGUUGGAAGAUGUUGAGCAUGAAGUAAAAAUUGUCGAUACCGAUAGUGCAGAUUUCCUUGCUGCCGAAGGGGUUCUAAUACCUGUCACCGAAAGAGCUGAAAGAGCAUUUAGGCUUUCCUCUCCUAUGGUGCGCAACAUAGUUCUUCAGCGCGUAAUCCUUAAGGUGUUUCCUUUUUGUCCACAAAAGGAUAUCCCUUAUAAGGGUAAUUCUCGUAAUCUAGACAUUUUAAUGUCUUAA